AGCUACUCCUACAGUUUACUCCACCAUUUUGGUUGCCACUUGUCUGUGUGUCCCUCCGUGUUCCCCACACUUCACAGCCCUCCUUGUGACCCUGUACUCAUGCACUCAAGACUGUCAAUUUUAUAUUUCCAUUUUGAAAGGCAUAUUUGGAAUUGUUGAUAUUUUGACAACUUUAUGAAAAGACUGAAUGCUGUCGUAAGGAACCAUGUUGACAGCAGAAUAUUUGAUGUUUUGAUUUCAUGAUAACACAAAAGGUUUAGACGUCUGACACGACAUUUAUCAUGAUUAUUGACUGAGUAUCAAAUGGGAAACAAACUGGAAAGUGAGUACUAAAGUUAGGAUGUUUUAGGGAUGUGCCAGAGCAAGGAUGUUGUCUGAAGACAGUGGCCACUCCCUGUAUGGGUCUGUGGGGUGGGGGAUAUCCCAGGUGCUGUGUGUGUGUUGUGUCACCCCCAGGGUCCUUCACACAUUCAGGGAGGAGACGAGCAGGGUGUCGGUAGGGGAGAUGACCGCCGUGGCUGGCCCCUCCAGUCCUGCAGUGCCACAGGUGGAGACCCCGAAGAGCCCUUUUGCCAAUGGUAAUGGCCGACUAGAGAGUGUCACUCAGCUUCACGCAGCUGCCGUCAACGGAGACAAGCCCACCCUCACCAGGCUUGUGGCAGCCUACCCCCAUGAGCUUGAUGCAGGGGAUCAGUUCGGGCGGAGUCCCCUCAUGUUCUGUGUGCUGGCCGACAGACUGGAGUGUGCAGAGACGCUGCUGAAGGCUGGGGCACAGAUCAACCUCCGGGACAAAGGGGGUCGGACAGCCUUGCACUGGGCAGCACAUAAGGGUAAUUAUCGGCUGAUGAAGAUGCUGGUGUCAAAAGGUGCAGACUGUCGAGAGAAGGACAAUGAGGGCCAGACUGCCCUACAUCUCUGUACACGACACAAGCUGCCCAAGUGUAUGGCGUUGUUGCUGCGGCAGCUGACCCCAGGGGAGAUGGACGACCAGGACGACAACAAGAGAACAGCCCUGCACUGGGCAGCCUCCUAUGGGAACCUGGAACAUGUCAAGAUGCUCAUCAAGUCGGAUUCAAAUAUCGGUAUCCCAGACACAGAUGGCAAGACCCCACUCCACUGGGCCGCCAGUAGCCGAGACCGUCAGGCUGUGAGCUGUGUCAAACUUAUCUUGGAAACCACCCCAAGUGUGAUCAACUGGCAGGACUACGAGGGAAGGACAGCUCUACAUCUGGCAGUUGCUGACGGCAACGAGAGUAUCGUCAAUGUGUUGGUACAGACAAGUGUACGGAAGUGUAAUGUGUCUGCGCUGGACAACUGGUUCCGAACUCCCCUGCAUUGGGCAGCUGUGCUGGGCCAUUCGAAGAUUGUGGGUUUCCUCCUGGACAGUGGUGCUGAUUAUGCAAGCUCGGACUCUAAUGGUGCAACACCUCUUCACUAUGCUGCUCAAAAUAACUAUGAUGAUACUGUGGAAGUCUUCCUGUCUCACAAGCUGGUGACCGAUGAGAGUGAUGUAGACGGGCGGACAGCGUUCAUGUGGGCAGCCGGCAAAGGGGCGGACGAUGUUAUCCGUGUAUUUAUAAAACAUUGUGUUGAUAUUAGACAAAUGGACAAGCAUGAAGAAACAGCCCUCCAUGCUGCAGCUUAUUCCGGCCACACCAGCACAGUGCGCAUCCUGCUGGAGUACAGGGCUGACAUCGAUGCAGUGGACCUGAUGAAACACACGCCUCUUUUCAGGGCCUGUGAGUCAGGUCAGACGGACGUGGUGCAGACUCUCAUUGAUGCUGGGGCCAAGGUGGACGUCGUAGAUCAGGAUGGCAGGUCUCCUCUACACUGGGCGGCACUCGGGGGUCAUGCCUACAUCUGCCAGACUCUCAUCAAGUUUGGAGUGGACCCCAACAUCAGGGACACAACCGGGCGUACCCCCAUCCAGUGUGCAGCUUAUGGAGGUUUUGUAAACUGUAUGUCUGUGUUGAUGGAGCACAAGGCUGAUCCCAGCACACAGGAUAAUGAGGGGAUGACGUCACUGCACUGGGCCUGCAGUAUGGGCCACCUGGACACAGUCAAGCUGCUGGUGGAGCACAUGGCCUAUGUCAACCACAUGGAGUUCACUGAAGACAGGUACACACCUCUAGACUACGCAUUGAUGGGUGAGCACCAUGACGUUGCCCAGUACAUGAUAGAACAGGGGGCCCUCUCCAUCACUGGCAUACAGGACAUUGCAGCACAGAAAAUACAGUCGGCAUUUCGAGGCUACCGUGUGAGGAAGACAUUUAUAGAGAGGAAGAGGCUGCUGAUGAAACACGAAAAGUUAAAGAGGGAGGCUGCCAGGAAGCGUGCAGUGGAGGAAUAUCGCAAGAAGGAGGAUGUGCAGCACAAGCGGGACGUGGAAGACAAGUAUGUCACCUCUGAUCUGGUUACCAUGGAGACAGCAGGAACAGUGGACGCGGCACCUGAAGUGGAGGUCAAAAGUGGGACCAAAAAGAAGAAGGAGUACAUGCCAACAGAACGGGAGAUCAUUCUGUCACAGAAGAAAGAAGCACAGAGUAAGAAACAGGCUGAGCAAGAACGACAGAAGGCAAUACGCAGAAAGCAGCGAGCAGCUGUUACCAUACAGACAGCAUGGAGAAGAUACAGAAAGAGAUCCACACAGCUGACCAACCAGCUUGCUUCCACUGCGCGCAGUGCUGUGCGGCGCCGCCGCCUGCGGACAACAGAGGAGGAGUGGGAGAGACAGAUUGCUGCACUCACCAUACAGCUGGCCUGGAGGAAGUUCUUCAGGAAGAAGUUGUUACGCCAGAUACAUCCCAAUAAACGACAGCUGCAGAUGUGGGACCCUGACGUUAUUGCUGCAAAACAGAGGGCUCUGGUCAACCAGAUAUAUACUGAAGCAAUCCAAGCCCCUUUCUGGCACCCGACUCUGAAGCGACAAGUGCGCCCCUUCUGGCACCGGCUGAUUCCCUCGCCUGCUGCUUUAUCCUUUAACUUUGCUGUGGACCAGUACCACCCUGACACUGCUAUGAGGGGUGCUACACCCCAGGUGCCCCCCGAUGACCACACCCACUCCCGCCUCAUCUCCAAGAGCACCCUAGAGGAGGCAGAACUCUCAGAAAGCCUCCAGAAUAUGAAAGUGAGUAAAGGCAGUCAACCAGCACGGUUCUCGUACAACCUGAAUGACCUCAAACUCUGACCCCCAGGUGCUAUUCUACAUAGCAUGUGUAAAGCCGAGAUUGACAAGACAGACUGUGAUAUGGAGUGAAGGCAUUUGCUAGCUAUGUACAUAGUUACAUGUUGAUGAUAAUCCUCUCCUGUGGUGCUCAUUGAUCUACUGAUGUAAGUGGGGAUAGUCAUACAGCCAGUAUGACCAACAGCAAGUUCAACCAGUUCUGAUUGCUUCCACGGAGGUCAUAUCUGAUAUACAUGACUUGUUGCAGUCAUUGCAGCAGUGUUGAUUGGAUUUGUAUUGGUUAGUAUUUGUGAAAAUAAAGUACAAAUUAAAGCUUGAUUAUGUCAAAUGGACAAAUUUCGACAACCAAUUAGAGUGGCCUCCCACCUAAUUUCCAAAGUAAUAGCCUGAAAACCUAAUUGCUCAUGUUUCUAUAACCUUCUGAUUUUAUAAUACUACCCGCUAUUUGUAGAAUUAAUUUGUUUUCAUUUUCAUUAAGCUGAACAAUAUCUGGUCAAAAAAACAAACUUUAUCUUAUUAAUGAUAUGUUAUUGUCUUAAGGUUUGAGUCCUUUAUUACAUCAGUGGAGAUAAAACAAUUGAAAAUAACCAUGUAGUUUGUGCAUUGUUGUGUUUAUAUAUCCUGUGGAAAAUUAUCUUGUGGCCUUAUCUGAUAUUUUAGACUUUAGAGAUACCCCAUUAAAAUACACAUUGUUGAAUUGUUAUAAACUGGAUAAAGAAUACUGCUUUGAUAUCGGGAUCCUUGUGAAGAAAGGAAGCCUCACAAGAAACUCAUUUACUUAUUAUUAUUAUUGAAGAUGCUGUAAGAUAUUGUGAUGUACCUAGUUCUUCAAACAUGUUUAUCAUCCGUCCAUGUUUUGUGUAUAUCAAGCUGUGGCUGUGAAGUAAAACAUUUAACAAUA
Molecule: messenger RNA, 4085 nt
Organism: Haliotis rufescens (red abalone)
Lineage: Eukaryota; Metazoa; Mollusca; Gastropoda; Lepetellida; Haliotidae
Product: inversin-like
Exons: 23
Coding region: 368-3187 (939 amino acids)
Cellular component (GO): cytoplasm
Molecular function (GO): protein binding
Source: RefSeq, a predicted model, not a curated record